UGGCUGCUAGUGGCCAGCGCGGGUCACGUGAUCAAAACAGUGUCAUGGCGGCGUCCGCGGCGGUCCGGGCGGCUGUGAGUUUCUCUCAGCGGUUCGUCCGAGUUUCGCCGGACUGCAGCAUCUGUCCGCUGUACCGGCUGAACGUGUGCACGGGAGCCGCGGUCGGACGCGCUGUCGACGGGUUUUCAGCUCCUAACAGAUGCCUGCGGACCAGCAUCGGUGUGUGUCAGAGUGAAGACAGCACCUCACCGGAGGAGGACGAGCAAGUGGUUAACGUGGUGUACGUCGACCGCUCCGGACAGAGGAUUCCAGUCAAGGCGAGAGUGGGCGACAACGUUCUUUACCUGGCGCACAAGCAUGGCAUUGAUCUGGAGGGCGCCUGCGAAGCGUCUCUAGCCUGCUCCACCUGUCACGUGUACGUCAGCAGCGAAUACUACGAUAAACUUCCUGAACCUGAAGAAAGGGAGGACGACAUGCUGGACAUGGCGCCGAUGCUGCAGGAGAACUCGCGUCUGGGUUGCCAGAUCAUCCUGACGCCGGAGCUGGACGGCAUCGAGCUGACGCUGCCCAAGGUCACGCGGAACUUCUACGUGGACGGUCACGUGCCCAAACCUCACUGAGCGGCGGGAGAGCGAACGGAGGGUUCACGCGAGAGCCGGCGUUGCGGAUCGCAAAGCACCGUGGGAUACCGACGCUAGACGAGGCUCUUGGGUGAGCGCUCGCAGCUUUAACGGGCUCUUCGAACGGCUCCGGUGAGCUGAGUGGCGCUGAACUCUUGAGCUCCAGAUGAAUUUGGUCUGAAGGACGCCGGCGUGGUGCUGCAUUAUCCUUCAUAUAAUCACAACAUUAGCGAUAGCGUAAAUGUACGUCAAACGUCAAAAUACAAGAUCUGUUUUUUCUCUGUUUCCUUUCUUCUACAUGAAUAAAAUGAAGCCUCUUUUAGGACCUUCAAGGUUUUU
Molecule: messenger RNA, 959 nt
Organism: Labeo rohita (rohu)
Lineage: Eukaryota; Metazoa; Chordata; Actinopteri; Cypriniformes; Cyprinidae
Gene: fdx2
Product: ferredoxin 2
Exons: 5
Coding region: 45-620 (191 amino acids)
Biological process (GO): P450-containing electron transport chain; positive regulation of oxidoreductase activity
Cellular component (GO): mitochondrion
Molecular function (GO): 2 iron, 2 sulfur cluster binding
Source: RefSeq, a predicted model, not a curated record